Dacryopinax primogenitus is the source of this 1026-nucleotide messenger RNA. RefSeq names its product kinase-like protein. The annotation marks the transcript as partial. Gene Ontology annotation, biological process: protein phosphorylation; intracellular signal transduction. Gene Ontology annotation, cellular component: nucleus; cytoplasm. The transcript is spliced from 2 exons. Gene Ontology annotation, molecular function: ATP binding; protein serine/threonine kinase activity. The record is from RefSeq and is a predicted model, not a curated record. NCBI's taxonomy places the organism in Eukaryota, Fungi, Basidiomycota, Dacrymycetes, Dacrymycetales, Dacrymycetaceae.
AUGACAGGGUGCGCGUACAGGCCCUCCCUCCAACUUCUCUCAUGCCAGGUACGUCCCUACAACUCGCCAAGAGCAAAAUCGUCCCUGACCUCUUCUCUAGACGGGAUUCGCGCCUAUACACCACUCAAGCUCAUCGGCGAUGGAUCCUUUGGCACUGUAUGGCUCUGCGACUGGCACUCUCCUUUACCGCCAGGCACGCCUCUAAGCCCUAUGCAAUGCGGCCAGGGGGCGAAAUUGCGCCCUGAAUGGACGGGCAAACGGCUCGUCGCUGUCAAGAGGCUCAAUCGACGGUGGAAUGGUGGGUGGGACGAGUGCUGCAAGCUCAAAGAGCUCGAAUCAUUACGUCGAAUAUCUCCCCAUGCCUCUAUCAUCCCCCUCUACGACGCGUUCCUCCUCCCCUCCUCACUCGAGCUCUACUUCGUCUUCGAAUCCAUGGAAGGCAACCUUUACCAGCUUAUCAAAGCCCGAAAAACGCGCCCAUUCGCAGCAGGCCUAAUUGCUUCCAUCUUCAAACAGACCAUUGCCGGUCUUGAGCACAUGCACGAUCAGGGUUAUUUUCAUAGGGAUAUGAAGCCCGAAAACCUCCUUGUCACUACUACCGGUGUAGCAGAGUAUGGUGCUGUCCCUGGGAGAAACGGCGUUUAUCGGAACGGGACGAGCGCGAGUCAGGGAGAGAAGGACGUACAGGUCAUCGUCAAGCUCGCAGACUUUGGUCUAGCAAGAGAGAUUCUCUCCGAGCCUCCAUACACGGAGUACGUCAGCACGCGAUGGUAUCGUGCGCCCGAGAUCCUCCUUCGUGCAACGGACUAUUCUGCCCCCGUCGACCUGUGGGCUUUCGGGACGAUCAUGGCAGAGCUUGUCAACCUCCGUCCUUUAUUCCCCGGUUCAGGCGAACUAGACCAACUAGGGAAACUCUGCGACAUGCUCGGUGAUUUUGAUCGGGAUUAUGCAUUUGACGAGCGGGGUGUACCGAUAGGAGGGGGCGCCUGGCCUCGAGCGGCAAGCAUGCUCUCCCGUCGAGGGUAU